Messenger RNA from Lathyrus oleraceus (garden pea), 1957 nucleotides. RefSeq names its product putative pentatricopeptide repeat-containing protein At1g10330. Gene Ontology annotation, biological process: RNA modification. The transcript is spliced from 4 exons. NCBI's taxonomy places the organism in Eukaryota, Viridiplantae, Streptophyta, Magnoliopsida, Fabales, Fabaceae. Gene Ontology annotation, molecular function: RNA binding; protein binding. The record is from RefSeq and is a predicted model, not a curated record. Bases 146 to 1792 code for a protein of 548 amino acids.
UUGUUGGUUAUGCGGGGGUUUAAGGUUCAGUUACGGGGGUGCUGGUAGAUUUUUCUGAAAUAAGGUGAACUUAGGCUCAAGCCCAAUAGCCACGAAAGAGAUAGAGACCACAGUUUCUACUAUCUCAACAAUUCCGUUCACUACAAUGGCCUCCACCGCCGCCAGAUCAAUAUUCCGAUCAUCUUCUUCAGCCAGAUCAGCGUUUCGCGUCGCAUCGGAGGCAAAACCAGCACGUUCUCCAUUCCGCACCGCCUCCACUAAACCUCCCUUGCCAUCACAGUCCACAUUCAGGUCCCCUGUUGAAUUGAGUUUUUGCGUGGAAUCCAUGAUGCCUUACCACACGGUCACUGCUUCUGCGCUCAUGACCUCUAUGCUUUCCAUUUCAAGCCGCAACUACGCGUGGCUUUCAGAAGGUGAAUGUUUGUUGCAACUGGCACAACGUUGUUUGAAGCAUCCAAUACAAUUGAAGCAAAUUCAUUCUCUUGUCAUCACCAAUGGUUACCUCCUUUUUCACCAUAACAAAUGGAUUCCAACACUUCUCUACAAUGCUCUCAUAAAAGCCUAUCAUGUUCAAAACCACAACAAGGUUCUUGUCAUUUUUACUCACAUGCUUUCAAACAAUGUCUCACCCAACACUCACACUUUCCCUCCUCUUCUUAAAUCAUCACCUCAUUCUCUUGUCACAUCUCUUCAUUCUCAAGCCCUCAAACGUGGAAUCUUGUCUGACCCCUUUGUGCUCACUACUCUUCUUGUACUCUAUGCAAGAAACAACCACCUUGUUUGUGCACAAAAGGUGUUUGAGGAAGUUCCUCUCUUUUGUAUUGUUGCUUCCAAUGCAAUGAUCAAUGCUUUUUCAAUGAAUGGUAAUAUGCAGUGUGCUUUGUCACUCUUUCAAUCUAUGCCGUACCAGGAUGUUGUUUCGUGGACUACUAUGGUUAAUGGUUAUGCUGUGAAUGGGAGUUUCGGUGCUGCGAUUCGGUUUUUUGGGAGGAUGAUGACUCGUAAGGAUGUUGUGAGUUGUUUGGUGAAACCAAAUGAGGCUACUUAUGUUAGUGUGAUAUCCUCAUGUGCUGGUUUAGAAGGAAAGGCUGCUCUUGAUUUCGGAAGGCAAGUUCAUGGUUACAUAUUGGUGAAAGGGGUUGAUUUGGGAGUUUUCGCUGGAACUUCGUUGAUAAAUCUUUAUGGAAAGAUGGGGUGUUUGAACUAUGCUGUGAGUGUUUUUAGAGUAAUGGUUAAAAGAGAGGUUUGUACUUGGAAUGCAAUGAUUUCUUCACUGGCUUCCAAUGGUAGAGAGAAGGAGGCAUUUGAUUUGUUUAAAAAGAUGAAGAAGCGUCAAGGGUUGCAACCAAAUAGCAUUACCUUUGUGGCAGUUCUUACAGCAUGUGCUCGUGGGAGGUUUGUUCGGGAAGGAUUGGAGUUGUUUGGAUUGAUGUCGAGUGAGUUUCAAAUAGUGCCAGUAAUGGAGCACUAUGGCUGCAUGGUUGAUCUUUUGGGAAGAGCAGGUCAUAUUCAGGAAGCUGCUGAUAUCAUAAGAAAUAUGCCUUUUCAGCCUGAUGAAUCUGUAUUGGGUGCCUUUUUGGGUGCAUGUAGGAUUCAUGGAGCUAUUGAACUCGGAGAAGAAAUAGCGAAGGAGAUCCUUAAAUUGCAGACACAACACUGCGGCCAAUACUUGUUAUUGUCAAGCAUGAAUGCUGAUAAAGAAAGAUGGGAUCAUGCUGCUGAUUUGAGGAAAGAAAUUAUGGAGGCUGGAAUUCACAAAAUUCCAGCAUUUAGUAUGGUUCAUUUAACAUAAUUUUACUCUUCUCUUUUAAAUAUGUUAUCUAUUUUAAUCUAUUGUACAUAACUUGAAUCACUUGCUAUCUUGUCAUUGAUAGAAAUCAAUUGAUGAUAGCUUUCUGCUAAAGUACUCUAUUCCCACCAAAUCAGAAAAGCGAAUACAUAAUUUCUCAUUGUUGAA